Messenger RNA from Caenorhabditis sp. 36 PRJEB53466, 623 nucleotides. Lineage: Eukaryota; Metazoa; Nematoda; Chromadorea; Rhabditida; Rhabditidae. The record is from the annotation of a GenBank genome assembly.
AUGCGGGCCACCGCUCUCGCUCUUCUGGUCAUUUUGUGUGGCAUCUACUGCCAGGCCAUUCCUCUUCAGGUCUACAACGCCGAAGAUGCUCCGGUAAGCAUCAGAAUGAGAACCAUUAUGAAGUACGCAUUCAGGCGGCCGGUGUGGUGCUUCUGGAGGAGCCCUCGUCCCAGGAAGUCUUUGACUCCUCCGAUGGAGAUGAGGACGACGACUGGAAACAGGAACAAGAGUACACGGAGGGAGCCAUGGGAAAGCGUAGCAUCGCUCUUGGACGUAGCGGAUUCCGUCCCGGAAAACGCAGUAUGGACAACUUCCAUACUCUGGACGUCAGGUAAUAAUACUUAAAAAGUUGCGUUCCAAUCUAACUGUUGUUUUUUAGCGAUCUCAUCAUGAAGCGUUCGAUGGCGAUCGGAAGACUCGGACUACGCCCAGGAAAGCGUUCGAUGGCGUACGGCAGACAAGGAUUUCGCCCGGGAAAGCGUUCAAUGGCCUACGGUCGCCAGGGAUUCCGACCAGGAAAGCGCUCGAUGGCCUACGGUCGUCAGGGAUUCCGUCCGGGAAAGAGAAGCGUCGAAGUCGUGGAGGCCUUUCCGCCAAAUGCUCCGGAGAUCUAUAUCAUCUAG